Cygnus olor (mute swan) is the source of this 4779-nucleotide messenger RNA. RefSeq names its product epidermal growth factor receptor pathway substrate 15 (gene EPS15). Lineage: Eukaryota; Metazoa; Chordata; Aves; Anseriformes; Anatidae. Gene Ontology annotation, biological process: endocytosis; endosomal transport. The coding region runs from base 227 to 3034 and encodes 935 amino acids. Gene Ontology annotation, cellular component: clathrin coat of coated pit; plasma membrane; cytoplasm. The transcript has 26 exons. The record is from RefSeq and is a predicted model, not a curated record. Gene Ontology annotation, molecular function: cadherin binding; calcium ion binding.
AGCUUCCUCCCGCGCGCUCCGGCUCCAGCCGGCCGCUUCCACCGCCCGGUUUUCCUCUCGGGGCGGGCUCCGGCUCCAAAGACUCCGGGCGGGCGGGCGCGGAUCCGGCGCCGGGUUUUGACCGGGGCCCGGCCGGGGAAGUUGCCGAAGUUGGGCAGCGGGCGGCGGGCGGCGGCGGCGGCGGCACGUCCUUCCUGCGGCCCGGCCGGUGCAUGAUGGAAGCAGCAUGGCCGCCCACCUCUCCCUCACGCAGCUGUCAAGUGCAAAUCCUGUGUAUGAGAAAUUCUACCGACAGGUUGAUUCUGCCAAUACUGGAAGAGUGUUAGCUUCUGAUGCAGCUGUUUUCUUGAAAAAGUCCGGAUUGACAGAUUUGGUACUUGGAAAGAUUUGGGACUUAGCUGAUACUGAUGGCAAAGGAAUCCUGAACAAACAGGAGUUCUUUGUGGCUUUACGACUUGUAGCAUGCGCACAGAAUGGAUUGGAUGUUUCCCUGAGUAGUCUUAAUUUGCCCGUUCCUCCACCAAGAUUUACUGAUACUAGUAGUCCUUUGCUACUCAGUGGAACAGCAUCAAGUGAUGUACCAUGGGCUGUUAAGCUGGAAGACAAAGCCAAGUACGAUGCUAUUUUUGACAGCCUAAAUCCCAUUAACGGACUAUUGUCAGGGGAUAAGGUGAAACCUGUACUCCUUAACUCAAAACUGCCAGUGGAUAUCUUAGGACGAGUGUGGGAAUUGAGUGAUAUUGACCGAGAUGGAAUGUUGGAUCGCGAUGAGUUUGCAGUGGCAAUGUUUUUGGUGUACUGUGCGUUGGAGAAAGAACCAGUGCCAAUGUCCUUGCCUGCAGCUUUGGUGCCACUAUCCAAGAGAAAACCUAUUAGUGUUCCAGGAGCAAUGCCAUUAAUUCCAUCUUCAACGUCAACCAAAGAUUCACAUCAGUCCUUGCCACCUGUAGGCAUUUUAGCUGCCAAAACACCAUUAUCACAGUGGGUUGUAUCGCCUGCAGACAAAAUUAAGUACGAUGAGAUCUUUGUGAAAACUGACAAGGACAUGGAUGGAUUUGUGUCAGGUGUGGAAGCCAGAGAACUAUUCUUGAAGACAGGACUGCCUUCUGCUCUCCUUGCACAUAUCUGGGCUCUCUGUGACACAAAGGACUGCGGGAAGCUUUCAAAGGAACAGUUUGCUUUGGCUUUCUAUUUAAUCAAUCAGAAAUUAAUGAAGGGCAUUGAUCCACCUCAGGCUCUGACUCCAGAGAUGAUUCCACCUUCAGACAGAAGUGUCAGUUUACAGAAGGGUACUCAAGGACUCAAUUCUGUAGCAGAUUUUUCUGCAAUUAAAGAACUUGAUACUUUAAACAACGAAAUAGUAGACCUGCAGAGGGAAAAGAAUAAUGUAGAGCAAGACCUGAAGGAGAAGGAAGAUACCAUCAAACAGAGGACGAGUGAGGUCCAGGAUUUACAAGACGAAGUAAAGCGGGAGAGCAAUAAUCUGCAGAAGCUGCAAGCUCAGAAACAGGAAGCCCAGGAAAUCCUUAAUGAUCUUGAUGAGCAGAAGGCCAAGUUGGAAGAGCAACUUAAUGAUAUCAGGCAGAAGUGUGCAGAGGAGGCCCAUUUGAUUGCCAUGCUGAAGGCUGAAAUAACGAGCCAGGAGUCAAAGAUUUCAGCAUAUGAAGAUGAACUGACCAAAGCUCAAGAGGAGCUGAGUCGUCUGCAGCAAGAAACUGCAGAGCUUGAGCAUUGCAUAGAGUCUGGGAAAGCACAGCUGGGACCUCUUCAGCAACAUCUGCAGGAUUCACAACAGGAAAUCAAUUCAGUGCAAACAAAACUUCUUGAGCUAAAAGAAUUGGAAAAUAACCAAUUUAGUUGGCACUCUCAGACACAUAACGUACUUGUUAAUGGAACUGUGGAUCAUUCUAGUCUUAGCAACAGCAGCAGUGAAACCGCUAACCUUAAUGAGAAUGCUGAAAGGGAGAGUAUAGCAGAAGAAGAACAAGUAAACAAUGCAUCUCCAGCAAGGAAUAGUCCUGAAACAACAGCUGCUGUUGUGGAAGAAGAGAAAGAGAUCCCAGCUGCAACUAUUACCAAAAAAGAGGAUCCAUUUGAUGCUGAGUCUCAUCCAUUGCCUGAUCUAGUUUCUGAAGCCAGCCUAGAGUUCUUCCAGUCUGACCCUUUUGUUGGCAGUGAUCCCUUCAAAGAUGAUCCCUUUGGGAAAAUUGAUCCCUUUGGUGGUGAUCCCUUCAAAGGCUCAGAUCCUUUUGCAACUGACUGUUUUUUCAAACAAUCCUCCACUGAUCCUUUUGUGACUGCAGGCACUGAUCCAUUUACCACUGCUGGCAACAGCAAUAAUACCACAACGGAGAUAUUGAAGAAAAAUGAUCCUUUUGCUCCUGGUGGAACAACUGUUACUACAUCAAAUGAUCUAGCUACAGACCCCUUUGCCUCUCUGUUUGGAAACGAAUCCUUUGGAAGCGGUUUUGCUGACUUCAGCACACUGUCUAAGGCCAGCACCGAGGAUCCCUUUAGCUCUUCCACAUCAGGUUCUGGCAACAAUGUGGUCAUAACUAAAAACUUAUUUGAAGAACCACCAUCCAAAAAUGAGGAUGUUCCUCCUGCAUUGCCCCCUAAAACAGGAACUCCCACGAGGCCCUGUCCACCACCACCUGGGAAAAGACCUAUCAAUCAAAUAGACUCUUCAGAUUCCUUUAAACCGAGCGAUCCAUUUCAGCCUUUCCCCACCCCAGACAUUCCCAAAGAACAAGAAGCAGAUCUAUUCUGUGAUCCAUUUGCUCCCACCAGCGUCAGUAAAGAGGCUGACCCCAACAAUUUUGCAAACUUCAGUACUAAUCCAUUUCAUAGAAGUCGUGGUGUCCAAGCAGUAGAAGCAAAUCUAAAGUAUUCUACUGAGGAAGACAUGAUUGAAUGGGCUAAGAGGGAAAGUGAGAGAGAAGAGAAAGAAAGAUUGGCAAGACUAAAACAGCAAGAGCAAGAAGACUUGGAACUGGCUAUUGCACUCAGUAAAUCUGAAAUAUCAGAAGCAUGAAGCUUAGAAUAAGAUUUGUCUUAUGUCAACUGUUUUUGUCCCUUUUCCUGAAUACCUAACCUAUUUAAAUGUUAAUCAGAAGAUACGUAUAUACAGGAAAAUAAGGAAGGUUUUAAACUUCUGAAAGUGGUGCGAACGUUUCUGCUAAAUUCAAUCCUUUUGUUUGUUUGUUUUUGUUUGAAUUACUUAAUUUUAGCAUUCAAUUUCUCUCAAGUUUUCAGGAGAACAAGGAACUUUUCCCAGUUGUAAGCAAAUCAGUUUUAAAUGCAGCAAAUGAGAUUGUAGUUUGACUGUAAUCUGUCAGCAGUUGGUAAUUGAGCAUAAAGUGAACAUAGCAAUUAUUUUGCCGUGGCUGGCUGUCUCCCGUCAAGCAGUUAGCCAUUUGAAACCUUUUAUCCUUCUUCUAAAGAUAUUAGUAAUGCCAGAGUUGUGGAGUGCUUCAUUUUAUAUGUAUGCAUAUAGAUUUUUCUCUUCAUUGAAGAUUCUAUGUUUGGACUUGCAAUAACAAUCUUCAUAGAGUCUAAGUUUAAAAAAAAAAGUGUGUGUCUUACUGAAACCUUUAAUGCUUUUCUUGCAUGGCCAUAGGUUUUAAGACCAGCUAUUUUGUUUUAUAAAGAAAUUAACGGAAGAUUCAUGUGCAUUUGCUGUUGGCCAAGAUGACUGUCAAAUUACAAGAACCCACAGCUAUUUGAGCCAGUUUUGCUUGUGAAAUAUGCAGCUGAACUGGCAAGGUGUGAUAAAUCGAAAUUGAAAUGGGAUUGAGAAUAGAAAGAAAACAUGUAGUCUGAUUUUUUUUUUUUUAAACCACACUUUUUUUUCCUGUAUGUAUAAUUUAUUGAAUGCCAACUGAUAGUUGCACCUUAAACUGAAUUUCUUUGUGGUCACUGAGUAGGAUUGAUAGAAUGUUAAUGAAAAUAACUUAAAGAAAAUAACUUAUUGUUCACUUUGGAAAGAACUCCAUUCUGGAGAAUCAAUUUCAUUAAAAUUCCAAAAAGAAUAAUCUUUUGCCCUAUCUUAGACAAAUGGAUGACAACAGCAUAAGCAUCAAGAGAUUUUUUUUCUUGCACUUUUAACUUGUGGUAUUUCUGUUGAGAAAAUGGAGAAGUUUCAACGCGCAGCACUGAGUAGGGGGGAGAACUCAGCCAUGCUUCAGUAUAUUUAAGCUCUUCCUAUUACCUAUCAAUGCUGCUGUUGAAAGAGUUUGGUAGUUUUCAAUUUUUCAGGAAAAUGAGUAAUCAGACUGAGAUGUUUUUUCUUUUGCACUGGGAAAUGAGCAUUUAACCACCUGCUCAAAAAGGUAACUUAAAAUUUUGCAAGGAUUAAAUCGUUAUAACUUAUCUAUACAUCUUUGUAAUGAGUGUACACUAAUCUUGCAAAUCAUAUGCUUAACUGGAUUACAUAGUUUCUUAUCUUUUGUUAAAAAUGUAUACUCAGUGGACCAACACAAUAUUAUUAUGUAUAUAUUAUAUAUAUAUAUAUUCCUGCUUUCCUUUAUGGAAUUUAAAGUUUUGAGUCAUUUGAUGUUACAUUUCAUGUUACUGACUCUGACUAUAGUACUUUUACUCAGACUACCAACAAACCACUGCUGUGAGCUAAAUGGCAUUACUUAUGUUUUAUCUGUUUGUUUUUUUUUUUAAAGAAACUUGUUCAGGUGGGAUUAGCCUCUAUUUAUAGACUUUUGUUUAAAAAUUCUAACAAUAGCCUGUAAUUAUGAAGAAAUAAAAUUUAAGUACAUAAGUGUGAAA